Molecule: messenger RNA, 3837 nt
Organism: Trichoderma breve
Lineage: Eukaryota; Fungi; Ascomycota; Sordariomycetes; Hypocreales; Hypocreaceae
Product: ankyrin repeat domain-containing protein
Exons: 6
Coding region: 1-3837 (1278 amino acids)
Molecular function (GO): protein binding
Source: RefSeq, a predicted model, not a curated record
AUGCUUUUGUUGAACGAUCAGGACAAGGAGCUACUUCGACUUCCUGGCGAUGGCGUUGAACCCAGCUUCAUCCUGGCCGAUGUGCAUAGAUUAACGGCUGAAAAGCAAAAGGUAGUUCAAGACAAGGCUUGGAAAAUUAAUUUCGGAGGCCGCAGAAUUGCCCUCAAAGAUGUAAUAGUGAAGAUGGUGUCAUGGCUCAAAUCGUUUGAAGCCAUCGGGGAUAUCCUUGUAUCGAUGGAUCCAGGCCAUGCGGCUUUACCAUGGGCUGCAGUAAAACUCCUUUUACAGGCUUCGCAGGUCGUCACUAGGGAUCAAUCCCAGAUGGGCUUGGUGCUCAUUGGUUUGGAGCAAGUGGCUUGUCUCAUCACGCGAUGCAAAGUCUAUGAGCAGCUGUACCUGGAUAACAUAGAGCCCCAAAAAAUGGUCCAUGUUAACGUUAUGAAAUCACUAAGUCAAGUGAUUGUGCAGUUGUACGCUAAACUUCUAUCUUUCCUAGCACACUACAUUCGAUUGAUGAACAAGAACGGCGUUGUGAAAGCUUUACACGCACUUUUGAAUCCGGAUGAGAUCUCAGACAUGCUAUCAGAAAUUGGCAGACUUGAAACGAGAACAAUCAGGGAUGCUGGGUUGUGCGGAAAGAACAUGGCUCAACUCGCAAUCCACCAAACCAACGAAAAGUUUCAAGAAGCUCGAGAACAGCUACAUGAGCUCGUAUCACGCAUGGACACGGAUACCCUACAGCUGUGGAAGAAGCUCAACGAAGAUGAGAGAGUUAAAAUUUUGCAGUGGAUAUCGGAUAUACCGUACGAGAGUGAUCAUUACACGGCAAAAAGUGGAAGAAUAGAAGGAACCGGGGGUUGGCUCAUUCAGCAUGAGACGUAUAAAGCCUGGCGUGAUGCUAAAGAGUCCACAGUCCUAUGGCUAAAUGGGAUUCCCGGUGCUGGGAAAACAAAACUCUCGUCAAAAGUGGUCGAUGAUCUCUUACAGGUUGUGGAGGGUGGCGACGCCGGAGAUAUGGGAUUUGCAUACUUUUACUGCGACCGAAAUCGAGCGGACCACCAAGACCCAGUGGCAAUUCUUCGAAGUCUUAUUCGACAACUUUGCGCACCAUGCGACACUUCAAGUAUUGAUGCCUGCGCAGAGCAUAAGUACAUGGUAAGGAAGCGAAAAGGGUUUGCUAGAGACAGGUUGAGUGGCGAGGAGUGCCACGAGCUGCUGCUUCAGCUGGUUGGAGUUCAGAGUGGAACGUACUUGGUUAUAGAUGGUCUCGAUGAAUGCGAUCGGGAGACGCGUCACGUCUUAAUGAAUAUCCUCGAUGAUUUGAUUGACAAAUCAGGGCAUCCUGUCAAAAUAUAUAUUGCCAGCAGAACGGAUCAGGAUCUCCGGAGCCGAUAUCAAGGAGGGACGCACCUAGAAGUGACAGCAAACGACAACCAAGCUGAUAUUGAAACAUUUGUCAUCGAAAAGAUGAAGCAGAGCGAUUUCUGCAACACCAAGAUGACCUCUACAGUUCGUGAGCAGAUUCUCACAACAUUUCAUGACAAGAGUCAGGGAAUGUUCCAAUGGGCCGUUCUUCAUAUUUCCGAGCUGCUUGCGCUGAAGCGGAAUAAUGACAUCCUCAAGUACCUGCAUCAGCUACCUAGAGGACUAGAAGCAGCCUACGACAAAAUCCUUCAAAAUAUAUCGAAUCAGAACGGUAGUCAAAAAGACGUAGCCUUUGCAGCAUUCAAGAUCGUCAUGGUGUCUCGGAGACCAUUGUCCCCAUACGAGCUGGUGGCAGCUGUGGUGCAGGAUCCAGAAAUGGAUUUCUGUAUCGACGGUGACGUCGAUAUCGACUAUCUCCUCGAGGUCUGUCAUAACCUACUAGUGGUGACCGAUGGCUCUCUCGAGAAGCCGGUGGAUGCGGAGCAUGAGCUUCUCCGAGCAGACUAUACAGUUAUGGGUGGCUACCAGUAUCAGAAGGUCGAUGAUCCUAGGAACUCUUCGCGACCAGUCAAAACAACACGAUCCGGCACAACAUUGAUCGGCCCCUCUUCCAUAUGCCGCUUCUCUCACUUAUCUGUACAGGAAUACCUCGAGAGCAAACAUUGGAGCACACAUGAAUCAGAGGCCUUUAUGGCUGGAAUCUGUUUAAGAACGCUCCUCUCUUUUCGCAUCUCGGACAAUCCUACCGACUGGGAUUUGCGUAGGAGAGGCAUUGCCACUAUGGAUGAAAUAGUUCUUGGCGACCGAACUAUAUUAUCAGUGGCUGAGUUGGAGAAGUCAACAACGUUCCGAGUCAUUUGGGAGCCGGAGGCUCAUGAUGAAGACGGUGUGACAGCUUUAGAACAAAUACCAGAUUCCCAUGAUGACCGCCAUCACGAGAUACGUGGUGUGAAGUCCCAGGCGCCGCCAUUCCAAUGCUUCGUAGAAUUUUCGCAUGAUUGCGCCUACGACGAUAACGAGUCCUACUCAGGCGUCAUCUUCGACCCGUAUAUCGAAGGAUACCGAAAUACCGGAGUGGAGGGCUGGGCUUCCUAUGCUUCUCAUACAUUUGAUUCGCAUUUGCGGUGCAUGGUAUCCGCAAAAGGGCCAGACCCGGCAACUGCUGGUCUACUGGUAGAGUUUUUGGGCAAACCGGGUGAAUCAAGCAACUCGUAUCGGGCAUGGACGGUAUUGAAUCAGAAUAAUUAUAACUUGACGAAACGACGCCCAAACACAUCGCCGAAGGCCCGAAAUCUGUUUUCUUCGCGGGCUCUGCUGCGUCCAAUAUCCGAACCGGCAUUGGGCUGUGCCAUAAUAGGCCUGAAACAAAUAUUACAGGUCUGGCUUGAGGAGGGGAGCUUGAACAGUAACCUCAAGAACGAUAGGGGAGACAGCCUCCUUGUCCUCGCAAUAGAGAGCGAACAUGCGCAAGUUUGCGAUUUGUUACUCAGGCAUGGAGCAGAUGCGAACAUAAGCGAUUUUCGAGGGAUGAGCCCUCUUAACAUUGCCGUUGGGAAAAGAAAUAAAGAAAUCGUGACGGCACUGCUUAAAUCAGGGGCGAGUCCCAAUUUCCACUCUUCCCAACUAGAGGAUUAUCCCCUCAUCAGGGCUGUCAAACUCGACGACAUCGGAAUUGCACGAGAGCUACUUCGGCACGGUGCCGACGUCUCACUUGGCUAUCAGAAGAUAACUAGUUCAUCGCCCCUCAUCAAGGCUGUGCUACGAUCCAACAUGGAUCUAGUGGCACUCCUACUUGAGUACGUCCAAAAUUUGCCUCGUUGGCAGUACCAUGGCAUCAUUUGGUAUGCUCUUGAAGAAGCCGUCAAAGUCGUACACAAUUCUGCUGCUGCGGUACUGGGGCUCCUCAUGCCACAUGCUACCGAGCUGAAGGGCUUGUCGGUUCUUCAUACAGCUGUAAUGGAAGGGAAUUGGACCGCAGCCAACGCGUUGAUCAAGCUAAAGAUGGAUGUCAAUACACUAAAUGGCAAUUUCAACACGCCUUUGCUGUGUAUCAUGCACAGUGAUUGUGAAGAGAAGUCACGAAAAGUGAAACAGCUUAUUGAAUGGGGGGCCAAUGUUAAUGCCACAGACAUCGAUGGACGGACUGCGUUAUACGUCUGUAUCAAUCGAUCUAUUGGCCGCGAAGAGAUCAUUUCCUUACUCUUAAACCACGGUGCGAACCCUAACGCUGUAGACAAGAAAGACGCCGCCGGAGCCCGCAUCACCUCUAACGGCAAAGCCGGUGGUGGGAUAGAUGAGAAUCAGGAAAUUGGUAAUCAACAAGGCAUUGAUGAUAAAACCGCUUUACAGGAAAUGCUCAAUGAAGCGCGAGGCGAGAAUAAUGAGCAGAGCCGGUAUACCGGCGACCUAUAA